Drosophila guanche is the source of this 2346-nucleotide messenger RNA. RefSeq names its product ATP-binding cassette sub-family B member 10, mitochondrial. Gene Ontology annotation, biological process: transmembrane transport. Gene Ontology annotation, cellular component: membrane. The record is from RefSeq and is a predicted model, not a curated record. Gene Ontology annotation, molecular function: ATP hydrolysis activity; ATP binding; ABC-type oligopeptide transporter activity. Lineage: Eukaryota; Metazoa; Arthropoda; Insecta; Diptera; Drosophilidae. The coding region runs from base 42 to 2129 and encodes 695 amino acids. The transcript is spliced from 6 exons.
UUUUCGUACGGCUGGGGAGCUUUGGAAACACAGUCAACACGAUGAUACUACACUGUACAAGACUGACACAAGGCCCAUCGAGCCUACUAUUAUCGAGAAUCAACAGAGCUGGACCCGCUCUGAAUUUGUACAAUUCGUUGACGAGACCGCUGUUACGACGAUACCAGUUCAACCUCCGGCCACCGCCUGGAAUACCACAGCAAGCGAAACAGCGAACAACAAUCCUGAGCGGUUGGAGUGGCAGUGCCUGUGCCGGCUUUGGCUCCUCUGUUCCAAGCCUGCGACGCGGCCUGGCACAAGGCGGCAAAGUGUUGGUCAAAAAUGUUAAGAGUGCCCCAGCACAAGCCCGUUUUAAAAUGGGCAAGUCCGAGAUUGGGCGUCUGCUCGCUUUGGUCGCAUCGGAGAAGUGGGUGCUCCUAGCUGGUAUCGCCUGCCUAGUGGUCUCCUCGGCCAUCACCAUGUCUGUGCCGUACUUUCUGGGAAGGGUCAUCGAUAUGGUGUUCAACAAAACCGGCAUAAACAACGAUGCCCUAGAAGGACUACAGCAGUACUCCUUGAUGCUAUUCUUUAUCUUCGUUUUGGGAGGCCUGGCCAACUUUGCCCGUGUCUAUAUGUUUGGAAAUGCCUCUCUGCGCAUUGUGCGCCUACUCCGCUCUCGCCUGUACGAAUCGAUGCUCAUGCAGGAGGUCGGCUGGUUCGACACAAAGGGUACCGGGGAACUUAUCAAUCGACUGAGCAACGACACCUACAUGGUUGGCAAUUCACUGAGCCAAAAUGUCUCCGAUGGCCUCCGCUCUGUGGCCAUGAUUACCGUCGGUAGCGGCAUGAUGAUUUACACAUCGGCACAACUGGCUAUGGUCAGUGCACUUGUGGUGCCGGCCAUGGCUGGCAUGGCCAUUGUAUAUGGACGCUACGUGCGACGCAUCACCAGAAAGGAACUAGACAAGUACGCAGAGAUAAUGAAGUAUGCCGAGGAGCGUUUCGGCAAUGUAAAGACGGUGAAGACUUUCUGCCGCGAGCAGCAGGAGGUGGUCUCAUUCGAUGAGAAGCUAAAUGAAGCACUGAAGAUUGCCUACCAGGAGACACGGGCGCGAUCGAUUUUCUUUGGUCUGACCGGCUUCUCGGGCAACUUUAUCAUCAUAUCUGUGCUGUAUUAUGGCGGCACCCUGGUACUGGACAAUGCGCUGAGCAUCGGCGCCCUCACCUCCUUCAUGCUGUAUGCCGGCUAUGUGGCCGUCUCCAUGAACGGCCUGUCCAGUUUCUACAGCGUACUGAACAAGGGAAUCGGCGCCUCGGAGCGCAUUUGGGAGAUUCUCGAUCGGAAGUGCAGCAUACCCAUUGACGCGGGCCUCAUGCCGGCAUCCAAGCCCAUUGGCGAGGUCGGCUUCCACAACGUCCACUUCACCUUUCCCUCGCGACCCGACAGCUACGUACUCAAAGACUUCACGCUCAGUCUGAGGCCCGGCCAGACAACCGCCAUCGUUGGUCGAUCCGGAUCGGGCAAGACGACCAUAGCCCUGCUCCUGCUGCGCCUGUACGAUCCCCAGGGGGGGAUGGUCACGCUAGAUGGAUUGGAUCUGCGCACCGUCAAUCCCCAGUGGGUGCGAAACAAUGUGGGCGCUGUGAGCCAGGAGCCAGUUCUCUUCUCUGGCACUAUACGUGAGAACAUACUGUACGGUGUGAAUGCCGGCGAGGACCAAAGCGAGGAGCUGCUGCAGCGCGUUGUUGAGGAGGCAAACAUUGGACAAUUUACCAGCAAAUUGCCGGAUGGCCUCAACACACUUGUGGGCCAACGUGGCAUGAUGCUCAGCGGUGGCCAGAAGCAGCGAGUGGCCAUUGCCCGUGCGCUCAUAAAGAAUCCCACCAUACUCCUACUGGACGAAGCAACCAGUGCCCUUGACGCCGUCUCCGAGCAGUUGGUGCAGAAUGCCCUAGAUCGGCUCAUUCAGGGUCGCACCGUGUUGACAAUUGCCCACCGUUUGAGCACAAUCCGGAAUGCUGACAAUAUUGCUGUGCUGGAUGGGGGUCGGAUCGUGGAGCAAGGCAACUACGACAUGCUGAUGGGCAUUGAUCAGGGAGCCUUUCGGGAGCUGGUGGCCAGCCAGGCAUUUGGGGGUCGACCCUCGUGAUUUUGGCGACUAUUUUAUAGAGUUUUGGGGGUGUAGGAUUAGAUAAGACUGGUGUUAGAUUAGAUGUGAAACUAGAAGCCAUCGCCUGCCACACGGCUGGCUGGUGGCUGGUGCUCUUGGUUGGCGCCCUCAAGAUCCAGGGGGCUAUGUGUUCAAAAACAUUUAAAUGCUUUAUUUAAUCUAGUAAAAUACAGAAUUGACCGUGUUAAAUGAGAAA